AUGGAAUCUAAAACUUUUGAAGGUGUUACAGAUAGGUACAAUGGUAUUACAGUAGAUUCUCAGGAAGAACCUUGUGAAGUAGAUCAACUCUUAAAUCAGCUGAAUGAAUCGAUAAGAGUGUGGACUGAAUCGAACAAACGCUGUAUAUGGUUCAAAGUUAACAUCAAAGACGCAGCUUGGGUACCAGUGUUAGCUAAUGAAGGCUUCAACUUCCAUCAUGCCCGUGAUGAUUUUGUCAUGAUGUACAAAUGGCUUCCUAACACUCCAUCCAACUUACCUCCAGCUUGCCAUACAAAUCUUGGUGUUGGUGGAAUGGUAUUCAAUGAUAAAAAUGAAAUAUUAGUAGUUGCUGAGAACUACAUUGAAUUCCCACAUUGGAAACUUCCUGGAGGAUAUGUGGAAAGAGGAGAAGACAUAAAAGAUGCAGCCAUAAGAGAAGUUAAGGAAGAAACAGGAAUUGAUGCAACUUUUGAAUCUAUGGUUACACUGAGACAUACCCACAACACUAUGUUUGGAAACUCUGAUAUCUAUGUGAUCAUCUUGUUGAAAGCCACAUCAGAAACAAUCACAAAAGCCGACAAUGAAAUCAAGGCAUGCAAGUGGAUGCCCAUUGAAGAAUAUAUGAACCACCCAGAUGUUUUAGAGUUCAACAGAUUUAUUGCUAGACAAGCUCUGGACCUGAAGACUAGGAACUUAAAACUGCAGCUUCGUAAAGAAAUGCUUAGAAUUAAAAAUUUAACCAGGGAAAUGACAGCAGUGGUAAUAGAAGAUCUUGAUAAAUAA
Molecule: messenger RNA, 783 nt
Organism: Spodoptera littoralis (African cotton leafworm)
Lineage: Eukaryota; Metazoa; Arthropoda; Insecta; Lepidoptera; Noctuidae
Source: the annotation of a GenBank genome assembly